Caenorhabditis elegans is the source of this 865-nucleotide messenger RNA. NCBI's taxonomy places the organism in Eukaryota, Metazoa, Nematoda, Chromadorea, Rhabditida, Rhabditidae. The record is from the annotation of a RefSeq genome assembly.
AUUGCUUUAAUAGUAUUCUGAUAUAGUCUGACUCUUUGUCGAAAUUAACCGAAGUCCAAGCAGAAUGCCACCAAAACCAAAAAAAUCUACUGGUGCGAAGAAAUAAGUGAGCAAAUUGAAUAAGCGUCCGAGCAAGAUGAGUGUCGUCAGUGUGAAUGAGCGUAGUAAGAACGAGAGAAGUGUGAUGCAAUCAAUUGAGCAAGAGGAGACAACCAACAAUGAAAUUGUUCCAACUCCGAAAAAGACCACGGCUCAGAUUCCUCAACAGCCAAUGCCGACACUUCCUCAGAUGAUUGCGAAGCAAGAGCCAGAAGUCCCGAUGAAAACGAUGAUGCUGCCACCACCAUCUGAAUCACCACCACCAACAACAUUUAAUCUUUAAUAAAUCAGUUCUCAUUUUUCAGAUCGAUAAAACUCUGGUGAUGUCAACAAUGCGCAUUUCGAAGCCAGGAGACAAUGCAGUUGUCAAAAUUGUAAAGCAUAUUCAUUGGCGCAAUUGGCCUGAUCACGGUGUUCCCGACAAUUUUCUGUCACCGUUCCGUUUGUUGACUGUUGUCAAGAGUUGCACAAAACCAAUAGUUGUACACUGCUCUGCUGGUGUCGGUCGAACAGGCACGCUUGCUCUCAUUUUGAUUAUCCUCGAGUCAAUUUGUCUUCCGGAUUUCAUUGGAGUUCCACGCCUUCUGGCAAAACUUCGAGAGGAGCGUUUCAGAGCAAUCCAAACGGAAGUGCAAUAUUUGUACGCUCAUCGAUGCGUCCUGGAAUAUUUGGCACUGAAGAAGUAUGUUCAAUCUCGCGAAGAUUUUGCCAAAUUCGCCAAGGAUUACGAGCAAGCACUUGCAACAUGCCCGAAAGAAAUGUGAUC